AUGAUGACAACAUUUACGACUCAUUCAUCGUCACGUGACUACUCCAAGAUGGAGGAAGGAUGGCAUUUAGAUGCCUUCGACGACGGUUCAUUGAGUAAGUUUUAACACUUUAAAUUGACACCAGCAUAAGUCGAAAAAUUAUUUAACAAGGAUUUAUUACCUGCAGAACUCGUCGGCGAAGCGCAGUUGAAAAAAUAUGGCCAAUUUUUGGAGGAAUACGCUUCACAGCUCAAGGCGAUCGAGGAUGCCUUGGACGACUCUGUUGGAGACUCGUGGGAUUUCAGUCUUGAUCCCAUUGCGUUGCAAGUGAGUAGAAAAUUACGGAGAUGGUUAAAUGAUAUAUUUUUUAAGAUAUAUGUUGUUAUCAUCCUUGAGUUAUCAAAAUCUUAUUUACUCCGCAAGUGUCAUGCUCAUAUAUUCCGACCCGGAUACCACCACCUCACCCGCCCCUCCUCAUUUAUAUCUUAGCACCCCCCCCUUCACUCUUACAUCUACUGAGGCCCUAUAUCUUAUUAAGAACGAGUUGAAUACGUUAUCUAGCAAAUAGUCAAUGAGAUAGCCUGCUUAAUUAUCUUGACAAGUUUUCAAGAAACUGAUUGGCUGCUAAACGGGUUAAUUGAAAUUCAUAAUAGUAAUAGGUCUGAGUGGAGUCCAAUUUGGUCUGUGAUCUACACAAUCAGAAGACUUCAAAGUGGGAGUCUGAUUUAUUAAUCACUAGUAUGAUAUCAGCCCAAGUUGGACAACAUAAUGUCUUGUUACCAAUAAAUCAAAACUAUAGCAAAAUUUGACGAAACACUCUUCUUAUCAUCUUCUUUACAUUUUCAUUUAAAAACAACUGUGCACAACAAGAGUGCAUGCAAAUGACACAUAGACAUACUGUCCACUCACACAGGUAUGAGGUGUCAACUGUCCUGUUACACUGUCUAAUUACAAGCAUGGGAGAAGAGUCAUUUGAAUUAAUACCCCUAAAAUCCUGAAGAAUUGUUUUUAGCCUAGAUUUGAACUUAGAUAUAUUGUGGAAAGGGGAACAAUUUUAGAAAGACAGUGCUUUCUUUUGAAUUAGACUCUGCCGUACGAGCAGUCAAGGAUGUUGGAACUCAUCAAGACAGAGAACAAGGUUUGUUUUGCUUUUAGCAUUUUGUUAGUAUAGGUAAUGACAUGAUUUCCAGGGCGAUUUGAUGUUAAUAAGCCUCAGUAAAAAAUUACAAAAUUGCAUGAGCCCGUAAGGCAAGUGUAAUUUGCAGUCUCUUAAAAAUUGACAAGUGCUUAUUACACCAAAUUUCAAGAGAUAUCAUGUUAUUACUUCCUAGUAAUAUACAUGGAAAAACAUCACAGAAAGUUAAGACAGAUGACAUUUUAAAGGCAUGUGUGUGCUAUUUGCAAAUUUGCACUCAUGUUUCAAUUUUGCACUCGUGUUACAACUUUGCACUUGUGUUACAUGAGAAUGCACUUGUUUUCAGCCAAUCUGAAGUGUGCAAUUCUUUCAUAUACAUUAUUACGUUUGUAGCACAGAUUUUAACAUGUAGAUUUUUAUUAGGAGACUUAAUGUACUCAUAAUAUCUGAUCAGCCUUGCGCACAUUUGAAUAUUUUAUGGGAUAAAUGUGCACAACACAACUUGUAAUAAAAUAACUAUUACAAAUAUGAUAAUGAUGUUGAUGAUGCUAUUUUGUAUUAGUAUUAAAAUUGUUAAAGAAAUCUGUUAAUAAUAAAAGGGAUAAAAAUGCACAACACAACUUGUAAUAAAAUAACUGUUAUGAAUAUGAUAAUGAUGAUGAUGUUAUGAUGCUGUUUGUAAUAGUAUUAAAAUUGUUAAGGAAAUUUGUUAAUAAGAAAAGAUCUGAGUUCCCAGUGAGAAUUCAUACCACAAAUUAUUUGAUAUUUUUACCUAAUCAUUUAAAUGGCAUGGCUGAGUAAUACAAAAACUAAUUAUAAUUUUCUUUUCCAGGUCUUUAACAAAGUGAUAAUGGUGUUUGCAUCUCUUUGUCGGGAAAUGGAUCAGCUGAAGCAUGAGGUGAGAACCAUUUGUAAUCAUAGCUUAUAUUUUUCCUAACCUCAAUGGGGCUUGGAAAAAUUUUCUGCAACUAGCAAAAUUAUUGCCUGUGUUGUAAGUUAAACCAUCAAAUAAGGAUUUGGUAUUCAGGUAUCAUUUCAUUUUCCAGUAUUUAGCUUCAAGUUUUUCUAAAAUACAUCCUGCAGCCUUGUCUGAGCAUUGCAUUGAUGACAUUUUAAUUUUUUUUUAUGCGAUUGUAAUUACUUCUAUUUAAUUGCUACAAGUAAUAAAUAUGAUUUUUUGUUUUUUUGUAGUACUCUUUUACAUAAUUUCUUUCUCAAAUAUAAUGACGAGAAAUUGAAAACAAAAAACUUUUGAAUGUUUUAGGCCACAACAAAGUUCUUCACUCCUCUGCUGCUCUAUGAAGAAGCAGGUAUGUGAGGGAAGGAAAUUAAGUAAAUAUCACAGAAAAGAUUUGUCAGAGUAGAAAAGGCCAGGUUUUUGAAGCCUCUAGUUCUAAUUGUGUUGAAAAUCAAGAUUAUGAUGAGUUAUUGAUCAUACUAUGCCAGAACCAAGUUGUCUUCAAGGAGUUAUAAACAACCACGCAAGCCAGCGAUUUACUAUGUUUGAAAACCAUAUAACUUUUUGAUUGAGUUCGAAUCAAAUGGCAAAUCCACAGGAUACCUGUAAUUAAAUUAGCUUUGUGCAUAAAUAUUCUUUAGUUUUCCUUUUCUGACUUUUAUUUCCUUUUACAAAUUUCAUAAGUUGUUUCAUUGUUUUCAUGUUUUUGCAUAUUUUGUGUUAUAGUGGUUGUUUCUCCUGUUUUCUUUUGAAAUGGUGUGGGUAAGUAAGAAAGCCACACAGGGAAUUGACCCCCUUGUGUGUGCACAGCAUGUUCAAACAUGUUGUCAAUGAUAAUAAGGGACUUCACUGUGCAUGUGUAUAAUCAACACAUUUGACAAAGAUCCUCUAAACUUCUUGUUUUAUUUCAGGAGUUUGUAUUGUUUUGUACACAUUAAUCAAUCAGAUGGUCAUCCAAGAUAUGAUUGGGUUAUGUGUGCCAUGUAUCACAAAAUCCUCAAAUCUGAUUGGCUAUGUCCCCCUGUACACUAAUUAGUCUGUAAUUUUUUUUUAAUUUCAGGAGCAGAUAAAGAACAGGUGCAAGAGGGAGAUAACCAAGUCCGUCUUGGAAGAAUGUUACCCCUGCUACAAGAUAUUUCCAGUUUUGUAACACGGGCAUAUGAGGUUGUCAAGAAUGUGAUCCAGCAGUUAGCUUCAUUACAUUCAAAGUGAGAUUUAUAGUUUCAUAAGUUGCUCUGCACCUUUCCUCAAUGUUAUGUACACCAUGCAAAAAGUGUGAAGAAGUCACAAGCAUUUUUCUUUUUUCUUUGUAGAGAGGGUCCUAAAGUGAUGGAUGUGACUGGAGUUCAUUUUACAGUAAGGAGUUUUUCCCUUCAUUUUAACUAAUUAUACCCUAGGAUCAGUAUGUAGAUUCUCUAUGCAGUUCUUGAUACAUCUCUUAAGGUAUUGAAAAGGAGAAUUUGUUUAAUAAUCAAGAACUUUUCUAAUUGAUGAUCAUUUCUUUUGUUCUUGUGACCUUAAUGAUUAAUUCAAGGGUGAUAUUUUGUGGAGAAAUUUGAUGCUAUGGCAGUCUCUCCUAGUGGUCAAAAGGCUCCUGUUAGGGCGUACAGUAUGACCAAAAAAGAUUCCCAUAUCCCUUGUUUUAGUUUUGGUUUUUAUGGUAUUUGUGAUGUUAUUUCUAAACGUUGAUUAUCACCUUUAUUACUUUUUUCUAUUAUUUGAUAAUUGCUCAAUGUAUCAGGCAGAUAAAGGAGUAUGAAUCUGCUUGAAAUAAAGUGAAAUUAUUGGCUCACGUCAUCAUCAUUUUUCUAAGAUGUUUCCCAUUUUGACAGACUGUUUUUGAACAUCUUGCUGGACUACUGGGAGUGCUGAUCACUUUGGAUGAGGUUAUGGAUGCCAGUCACACUCUGAAGGAACACUGGAAGCAAUACAGGAGGUAACUUGCCUUGUUUGUCACUUCAUACAGUUGGUUGGUCAGUCAGUUGGUCAGUGAAAUCUGAGUCAAAGAGUUAGUCAGUCAGUUAGUUACUUUUACAGUCAGUCGUGUAGCCAGUCAACCAGUUAGACAGUCAGUCAGUCAGUCAGUCUGUUAGUCAGCAAGUCAGUUAGUGAGUUGGUAAGUCAGAGCUAAUUAGUCAUUCAGUUAGUCAGUGAGUCAGUGAGUAUGUCACUCAGUCAGUCAGUCGUUAGAUUAGUCAGUCAGUCAGUCAGUUACUAGUCAGUCGGUCAAUCAGUCAGGGAGUCAGGCAGUGAGUCAGUGACAAUCAGGCAGUGAGUCAGUGACAAUCAGGCAGUGAGUCAGUGACAAUCAGGCAGUGAGUCAGUGACAAUCAGGCAGUGAGUCAGUGACAAUCAGGCAGUGAGUCAGUGACAAUCAGGCAGUGAGUCAGUGACAAUCAGGCAGUGAGUCAGUAAAUCUGAGUCAAAGAUUCUGUAAGUCAGUGAGUGAGACCUGAGUCCUUUACUCGAUUGUAUCAGUACAUUUACUGGUGUUGCAACAAUAAUUUCAAUGUAAGUAAGCUUCUCUGCAAAACUCUUCCAUAUCUAUGAGAUGCAUGCUUGAUUUUCAUAUUCAUAAAGCCUUUUCUUUAACUUAUAGAAUGUUAAAAUCAGUGCACAACAAUACUGCUUUGUUUGGGAUUGAAGAGGCAAAGCUUCGGCGACUUGAAAAACUUCUUAUGAGUUUGGAAGGACAGCUCCUUGAUGGUGUUAUUUUGCAGGUACAGAAAAGUAACCACUGACCUUGGAUUGUAUGAUGGAUAAUAUUAAGAGAAUUAUUAAAUUUUUAUUUUACCAGAUUUUUUUUGUAAAAGGUUAUCAGUACAUGGCCUCAUUGCUUUAAGUUCUGCUGCAAUUCAGUAAUUGGUUUGUUUUCUUGGGCUGUUAUCAAAAAAAGCAAAAAGUCAUGUCAACUUACCUACAACCAACUCGCAGACACUGUUAGUCAACUUGCAAACACUUUUCAGUUAACCCUUUAACUCUCAAGAUCUGAUUGUUAAUUCUCCCCUUUAGCUGUUACACAUUUCCUUGUAAAUAAGCUACAAGAAUUUGGUAUUAGAUCAGGAUAACUUCUACCUGAUAAGUUUGAAUAUUCUCAUGACCUGUUUGCUGAAUAAUGUUUAUGGGGAGAAGUUACAUGUCAAUCACUUCUGGGAGUUAAAGGGUUAAGUCAACUCACCAUUACUGGUCAACUUGCCAAUAACUUUGGUAUACCAGUGAGUUGACCAAAGAUGACUUGAUCUGUUAGGUAGUUUGUUGAUAGAGUUGCUGAGUUGGUUGUUGGCAAGUUGUUGUGUCAGUGAAGUGACCAGGUACUUGUUAGGCAAGACACUUUACCCUCACAGUGCAUCUCUCCAGCCAGGUGCACAAACUCGAUGUAAGUGGUAGUGGACUGUCAGAGAAGCCUUUUUUUUUGGGGGGGGGAUCAUGGACCAACAUCUCAGGGGGGUGAGUUUAAUCCUAGUCACUGAAAAUGAGAUGAGCUGCAGUAGGAUGAUCCUCUGGUUUACAAGCUGACUUUCCUUUAAUCUUUUUGAUGUAAAUGUAUUUCAGAACUGUAUUGAGCAGCCAUUUGAUGGUCAAUUUGUGAGAGUGGCCAGAAAUAAUGAAUUUGGCGAGGAAUUCCUGUUCAAUAUCAAAGUCAUCUUUCAAAGUCUUGAUACAAGAAUGAGUAAGUACUAAAAACAAUUUCCAAUAAUUUUGUAGUAAGAAUUGCUUUUUCAUUUUAAUGUUUAGCCUGCAAAUUUUUUUUGGGAAAUGCUGAUUUAUUUCUUCUCUUGUUUUGUUUUCAGACGAGCCUCAUGAGGUUGAUCAGCGCCAUAAGAUUGUUGGUCUGCUUGGCUUGUUUAUCUUGCAACAUCAGAUAUACAAGGGCAUUGACAGAAGGUUCUUCAGCAAGUUUUGGGACAUUCACAAAAAGGUGGGGUUUAGACUUGAUCCACAAAAAAAAUAAAAAAAAAUUUAAAAAAUUUAUAAUUGCUUAUCACACCAAAUUGCAUGAGAAAUUAUGUUAUUGCUCGUUAACAACUUAAAAUUUAAAAACAUCUUGUAGAAAUCAAAACAGACAAAUUUUGAAAUUAUGUUAUUGCUCGUUAUUUUUUCAUUUAAACUCGUGUCACAAAAAAAGUCAAAACAGACGAAAUUUUGAAACUUUGCACAACUAUUUGUAAUUUGAACCCGUGUUACAACUUUGUACAACUUUGCACUCGUGUUACAUAAGAAUGCACUCUUUUUCAGCCAAUCAGAAGCGCGUAAUUUUUUCAUGUACACUGAUACAUAAUAAACGCAACUUAGUGAAAAUACAUGUACUUGUCAGCUAGCAUCCGUUUGGAUUGCUACUCGGCAAAUAAAGUAUCUAGUUCAAUUAUCUGAUUAUGUUUAUCAUUGUCUUUGAUGUAGACGUGACAAACCUCCAGUUUUCUCUUUUAUAAAUAUCUGAUGUAUUCCUUUUCUUUUAGUCUUUUUACUCGAUUUUUCGUAUUUUGAAAAUUAAGGUUUUGAUGGUGGAAUUUGAACAAUUCUUUUUCCAGGUCCCAGCUGUGCAUCUUGUUGGGGACAUCAUGUUCUUCCCAAAUGAAUUUCUCCUUCGAAGAAUUCCUCACCUCAGCAAGAUUGUGGACAAGAAACAGAGGCAAGCUGUGGAAUCUUCUAAAGAACAGUAUUUGACGAACUGUAAUCAAAACUUGGUCAGGUGGGAGAAAAUUAACAUUUUUUUUUUUUUAUAACUCAUUUUCAAAUACGUUUUGGUACGAGUCUGCAAUUAAUUGGUGGAGAGUUAUUGCUAACACAGCGGUCAAACGAAGGGCAUGCGCAAGGAGAUCAAUUUUGACCGGCCAUGCGCUAAUUUCCCGCGCAAAAUUGCAAUCUCGGUCACGCAAACUAUGCACAGAAAUAUUGAAACGUUCAAAGAAAUUUGUACAAGGUAACAAAAAUAAGGCGGAGGACAACUCGAGACUUUUCCUGCACAAAACACAUUUAAUUACAGGUUUCAUGUUCAUUAACAUUGCAGGUUUCAUGUUCAUUUACCACUUUGUUUUGAGCUUCACCAAAAAAGUUAUAUGGUUUUUAAACACCGUGACUUACUGGUUUGUUUGGUUGUUAACAACACGUGUUCGACUACUUGGUUCGAACACCAUAAUAGCACGCGACUUAGUGAUAACAAAAUUCCCACAUGUACAGACGUUUGAAUGCUAUAUUAUUAUUGUUACUCCUUCUGAAUGGGCUCGUAACACUCCAGGUUUUGUCAGAUUUCCCGAAGGUUUGCUGGUAUUAAUUUGUUCUUGAGAGGAUAUAGCCGCUGACAGCGUUAAGUGCCCUUCCUGAGAUCACAACACAAUAACUCAGCUAGGAUUUGAACCCAGACCCUUUGAUCCAGAGUUCAACCUGCUGGCGUAAGACCUUCACGUUUCAAGCUUGAUGUCAAAAUACUGUAUUCAACUACAUGAUGCUUAUGUUUUUCGUCUCAGGGAUGCACAACUGUACCAGAUGCAAGUCAGUUCAUGGAUGGUUCACAUGGAGUCCAGUCUAAACAAGGGAGGCACCUUAGUCGAUGAUCUCAACACGCGAUGUGUUCUGUUUAUUAAGGUAACUUGUGAACCCGUUAGCUCCAUCUUCUAACCGAUCACUUUCAUAUUCUCCAUAGUGUUCUCUUACAUUUCCUGAGGUGCUGACAAGGAGAAUUUGUUAAACAAUCCAGAGCUUUUUUUAGUCGGUGAUCAUUUGCGUCAUUCUCAUGACCUUAAUGCGAGUUGUUGGACUGAUAUUGUAUGGAGAAGUUAGAUGCUAGUCAAUCUAAAGGGUUAAAGAUUUAACGUGUAGGAAAUCGCACGCUAUUGGAAACUCGCUUUGGUUCAAGAUUUUUGAGAAUGACUAAAGUGAGUUAUUUUUUUAAGAGUGGUUUGCACAGGCCUCAAAAUAUUCUUGCUGAAAGCUCGACCAAAGAAACCUCAGUUCUUGAUAAAAAUAAACAAGCAAUGCUUUUUCCCAAUAUUUCACAUAUUUCAGGGUGUCCUUAUAGCGCACACUGUGAGUCACUUGGUGCGCACUAUCAUGAAUUUGCAUCUGGUGUUAUCUAAACCGCUGACCAAGUCGUGUGUAAUGGCCCUGUGCAGGCUCACAGAGCUUUUAAAGGUAAGAGCUUCUGCAUUUGCAAGACUACAGUAAGUGUUUCCCUUAAGCUAUGAGUGCAAAAGGAAGAAUUGAAAAUAUUACAUUGACCAGGAACUCAGUCACUAGCAUUUUCUCCGGCUUCUUAAUCAAUGUUAAUAAAGAAGUUGACGAUGAAAAACCAGAAAUACACGAAACAAAAUAAAUUGUACAAGCGUGAGUGCACCUUUGACUUCUUGGGAAGGUAACUUAGCUUGUAAGUCUUCAAUUGGAGAGAUUCGCCAAGAUGUUUUCCGUAGUUCAGGUUGAAGACCAUCUCACUAAGAAAUGGAAACUUCAAUUAGCAGGAGUUUAAAUGUUCACACGGCACUUGGAGUUUUCUUCGUCUCAUGCUCAUCGGGAGUUGAUGUCAUUAUCUUAUGUGAAAAGUGACGAUUUUCCCCAGAUUUGCACAUCAGUUCUGUAUUUUGAGUGAUGUUUUAGGAUUCCUAAACGUGGAAAGUGAUCAAAACCCACGAAAUUUACAAUAAUUUCAUGUAAUAUGUAGAUUGAGUUAGAUUCUCCACAAACGCGCAUGGUUACCCGCCUUCUUGGGUUGUCCUUGAACAAUCAUUGCAGUGCAUCAUCAAGUUCAUCUGUCUUUCUCUGUAGGCCAUCGAGCACACGUUUCAUCGGCGCAGUAUGCUUAUAGCGGAAAGUGUCAACCACAUGAUCCAACAUUUGACGUUCAUGGCAUUAGCUUGUAUUGACACCGCUAAGGUACGUGUACUGUACAUGUGACUGUGGUAUUGCCACCACUAAGGUUGGUGUACUGUGCAUGUCUGUUGUACUGACAGUGCUAAGGUACAAGUACUGUACAUGUGGCUGUUGUAUUGACACUGCUUUGGGAGGUGAGCCGUGCAAUUGAUUCUUAUAUUGACACCGUUAAGGUAUGUGUACUGUACACGUGACUGUUGCAUUGACACCGUUAAGGUAGGUGUACUAUACAUAUGGCUGUUGUAUUAACACCGCAGAGGUAUGUGUUCUGUACAUGUGGCUGUUGCAUAGACUUUUAUUGUGGUCGGUUAUGUGCCUUUAAGUGAUAAAUGUCUUCAUUCCACAGAUAAGACGUUCUACUUGUAGGAAGUAGUCAAAAAGUCUUUUCGAAAGAUUUCUUUGUCUGCACAGGUUAUAGUUAGGGUCCAAAGGUUUUCAUAUACAGCCACUGGCAUUUGUAUUAAGAUUGCAAUAUUUUUAUUUUACAGAAACGUAUUGCAGCCGACAAGAAAUACACAGACAAACGACUUGUGAGUUCAGCAUCUUACAACUUUCUUUUUGCUUUGAAACGCGAAGACAAGUUUUUUCCUGCGCUAGAUAACUUCGCACGCGCGAAAAAAACCCAUUGGAUUCUUCAAUGUAGAGUCAAAAGCCAUUAACUCUUAGUGGCUUUAUUUUUUAAUUCCCUGUAACAAAUCUGUGUGAUUCAACACUAAGAUAUCCAUUUAAAGAAGGUAAUCGUUUAGAGAUCCAAGUUGCCUCGAUGACCGGUUGUUGAUCAGGUUUGAAUGUUUGCGGCGUAAAUAACAGUCAGCCGAACAGUCAAAGGAUCUUCGAGAGACUAGAAUCAAGGCAUAUAGAGGCGUGCUAUCACUGAAUUAACAUCGGGCGUCUUUACAGGGUGUGGCUAUGUAAAGCAUAAACUUGAAGUUCGUUGAAAACGAUCUACUCUAUGGAAAAUUGAUUUGAUGACUGAAAUUUAGAGUUCUUGAGAAAUUGCUAUUGUUUAUGCUUGGGCACGCUAUCAAUUUUUGUUUCUUUUUUGAACGUAAUGAAAAAAAUUGUUUCUUUAUUUUAGGACGUAUUGGCAGCGCUUGUCUUAGUGCAGAAUGCUCUUAAUGGUCCAGGUACUUUGAACAAUGAGUGAUUUACAUUUAAUUUCUCCCGACGAUUUCAAUGCAUUAUCUAGGAAACAGGUGGUGAGAAUCGACACACUUAUCAAGUGAAGGGUGUUGUCUUGAUGAGUCAUAAAAUUCUCUUAAAUUAUUGAGGAGGAAAUUUAUAGGAGCUAGAGCGGAGAAUUGAUAAGUCAGAUCCAAGUAGUUUACUCUUGGGAGUGGUCAGUAAAAAGUGGUAAUAUACUGAGCAGGAGAAGCUUUGUGAAUUAAAACAAACCAUGAUGUAGAGGACAUAUUUUUGUAAAUCACUGAACUUGUGGAUUUUUAGCCCGCGAGCAGGCCCUCAUAAUUUGUGCUUCAGCACGAGAGGUUCUUCGCCUGCGAGAAUUAUGAAGCCUUGAGAAACGCAAGCCGGUGAGAGGCUUUAAGUAUCAGACUCCGGGCAAACCUUUCCUCGACUCGUCUCAAAUCUUCCCGCGGGCGGAGGAACGCGUGUCCUGCUGCGCUAAUGAUGAUGAGGGCCUUCAGGUAGGCUAGCGAAUUUUUUUAAAUGCACAAGCCAAUGCGGUACUGUUAGAGGAGAGACUAAGCAGGCGUCAGAACACUGGGUUACCCUGUUGUAGUGAUAAAAAUACUGUAACAUUACACUGAUUGUGACAGAAUUUCUGUUGCUUUGGUUUUUUUCUUCAGCCACAAAGGAGCGCAGACUUAUUGCCAUGUUAGGCCUUCAUGUGGGCGUUCAAAUGGUGAGUUUCUCCAUUAUUUUUUUUAACAUCGUUAAGCGUCUAGUUGUGGAUAGAGGAUUUAACACGUAGUUUUGGUGACAGUCUGUGCGUCAUUAAUGUAAAGAUCGUGAAUAUUGUACAUAGUUUCACCAUUUUAACUUUUGAUUGACGCAGAAAUCUUUCAGAGAUGACGAGAUGGCCAGUUUAACCAGUGUAAUGAAGCGAAUUAACCUGGUCAGUGAUCUGAGAUCAAGAGUUAAAAAAGCUUGCGAUUGUGGAUUUCUUCAUUGGCAUAGGGCAAGUUACUUGCUUUCUUAUCUUUUAACUUUGUCUUGCUUUUUCCAGGCGCGCAGAUCGUAAAACGAAGCGCGAUAGUGAACGGCAGAUUAGUAACAGAGAAGUGGAUGAAAGAGGGAGAUUUCGGUUUACAUACGCUUGUUUUAUUGUUGGUUUAAUCGUUAGCUAAAUGCUGAGUCGUCGUCGUUCGUCUGCUUGUUGGUUCGUCAGUUCGUCGGUUUGUCAGUUCGUCAGUUCCUCUGUUCGUCGGUUCAUCGGUUCGCCCAUUUGUCUGCUUGUUUACAUGUCGUUCGUUAGUUCGUCAGCUGUUUACAUGACAUUCGUUGGUUUGUCGGCUGUUUACGUAUAGUUCGUGGUUUUAUCUCCUUGGGCUCGUUCAUCGGUGUGCUUUUUAACUUGCACGUGCGAAUUCACUGGAAGGCUUCUGGUUAUAGGUUUUAAAGCUUACUUACAUUAGUCCUUUCCCUCACUGAGCAAUCAGUCAAGUUCGGCUAAUAAGUGCGUUGUUUUUACAGAAUAAACAACCUGAGGCUCAGGAAAUUUGUACUUAUACUUUGGGACGUUUAAAGAAUAAUGACAAAGAUGGAUGAUCGUUUUAUUUUUCUUUCUGUUGUAGGUUGUGUUUCCAACUUACUUGACAGACUUGUAUGACAGUGCUACAGAUGUGCAUCGAAUUCAUGUAAGUUUCUUAAUGAGUCAUAGGGCACCUAGAUCUUUCUAUGCCUCUCUCCGCACAAGAAAAUUAAACGCAACCUCGCCCAAGCAUUAGGUCGAUAUCGGUGGAUAGACGGCCAUGCCAUUACACGUUUUUGCUUUAUGGUGAAGUGAAAUUGCGAAACUCGGGUGAAGGGUGAAGUGGAGAGUGCGAGGGGGGAGUGAGGAAGGGAGUACAGAAAGGCCAAUCCAGAGAGAUGGUCGUACGUAAGGUUGCUGCUAUUUAGCCCUCAUUUGCUGUAAAAACAGUCCUCCUUAAAUACUCAGUAACUUUAUUGGGCUCAAGUCAACCUUUCCUUUUUUUGAGGAGGGAGGAAUCCAUCGAUAAUUUGUUUUAUAUCCUUUUCGUAACGUAUAACAUAAGUUCAACUUGGUUUCUUUCAGUACAUGAUUAGCGCAUUGGGCGAUUGUGUUCCAGUCCUUCAGCGAGUGAAACACGAACCAUCACCGCAAGUCAUGCUGGAAUUAUUUGAGAAAGAAAUUGGUGACACACUACAUGAAGUGAGUAUGCUGAUUAAAAAGUUCCUCUCAGUUCCCAAGGCUAGGAUGUUAUCUUGAGGUCUGUUGAAUGAUUUUAUGACUUAUGAAUGAGUUUUCGGACUCUUCAUGAGGAGGUGUUAUUAUAUCAAAGAAUCUGCUUAAAAUCGAUCUUCCAAGGUUAAUAGUUCAGGGCGUGAAAUUAAUUUUUUUUUCUGAUAGCCACUUGGCUCCUAAAUUCUUCAAAGUUUUUGUUUUCAAAGACAAAAAAACCCUUUUUUACUCGUUUAAGAUAGACCCUCCAAAAUUAAUUAGGGAAAAGAUCUCUAACGACACUAGGAUGGAUGAUAUACAACAUUCAAGCUCACCUAAAUCCAAGAUGGCGUCUAGUUAUCGAUGUCAUCUGAGUUUUGGAAACAAACUUCCGCGGAUUUAUCUUUUCUUUUUGAUUCACUAUAUCUCUCGUGAGGUUGUGUGAAACAUUCUAGUCGCCAAUUUGUAAUUUUUUGGUCGGUCAAAGGGAAAAAUUUAGUCGCAUUAAAUUUCACGCCCUGUAGUUUUGUUUCUCCUGCAGGACAGUCACUGUCAAUUCCUUUUGUGUUUAGUGUUUGCAGUAAAAUUUAACCCUUUCACUCCCAUGAGUGACCAAGAGAGAAUUUCUCCUCACAGUGUCAAUGCAACAUCAAGCAGACAAGUGACGAGAAUAAAGAAAAAUAGCAAUUAGGGGAAUUUUUAGCAGAUCCAAUACCAAAUUCUCCAAAGUAACUUCAUAAGAGUUGUAUGGCAGAUAGUAAGGAGAAUUAUUGAUGAGAUCUUACAAUAUACCGAUGGUUAUGGAGUACAUUCGAAUCUCUCUACUCACGGAGAACCUCACCGUUUAUUAUUUACAUUCGUUUUUGUCAAUCGUGACUCGUGAAAGCUGUCUCAAACAACAUAACGUAAUAUUUUUAGGCCUAAAUCACUAAAGUUUAAAGCAUCCUAUUUACUGCACUCGUAAACAUCCAAGAGAUGUGUUUUUGGAAACCAAAUUAUUACUUCGUAUAAUUCAGCUUUGCCCCUUAGUUUCUUUUGUCGGUUGGACAGCGUCUCAUUCUGUUUUCAAGUCUUCCAAAUGACAUCAUGCUAGUGACUUCUUCAAAACGGACUUUUUGAUCUCAAUAGUUCCUGCACUGAGCCAGCGUGACAGGAAACUAGCUUGACCUUACGUGACACUUUUCAGGGGCAUUAUAGUAAAGUCUGUAUUGGUAAUAUCGCGAUAGUAAGGUAGCGUGAGACGGUCCCUUAAGCAAGUUCCAUAUCUUUGAUGUUUUCUUUGUUCAGAACUUGCUUCAACCACUGUGUCGUGACAUUGAAACAGAUCUACGACUUCACAUCCAUCAGCAUCUACAGUUAGAUGACAGAAAUCCUUUCAAGGUUUGUUCAUUAGUUAUGUGAAUGGUUAUUCAGCUGAUUUCCUCUUCCUCUAUCCGCCUGACUCAUUGCCUGUUUGUUCUUAUCUAUCUGUUCCUCUGUUUUUUUUUUUCUGUCAGUUUGUCGGGCUAUCUGUGUCUGUCCACUGCUUGCCUGUUCUCUGUGUCCUCUGCAGGUCUUUCUCUGUGUCCUCUGCAGGUCUUCGUCUGUGUCCUCUGCAGGUCUUCUUCCGUGUCCUCUGCAGGUCUUCGUCCGUGUCCUCUGCGGGUCUUCGUCCGUGUCCUCUGCGGGUCUUCGUCCGUGUCCUCUGCGGGUCUUCGUCCGUGUCCUCUGCGGGUCUUCGUCCGUGUCCUCUGCGGGUCUUCGUCCGUGUCCUCUGCGGGUCUUCGUCCGUGUCCUCUGCGGGUCUUCGUCCGUGUCCUCUGCGGGUCUUCGUCCGUGUCCUCCUCCGGGUCUUCGUCUGUGUCCUCCGCGGGUCCUCGUCUGUGUCCUCCGCGGGUCCUCGUCUGUGUCCUCCGCGGGUCCUCGUCUGUGUCCUCCGCGGGUCCUCGUCUGUGUCCUCCGCGGGUCCUCGUCUGUGUCCUCCGCGGGUCCUCGUCUGUGUCCUCCGCGGGUCCUCCUCUGUGUCCUCCGCGGGUCCUCCUCUGUGUCCUCCGCGGGUCCUCCUCUGUGUCCUCUGCGGGUCUUCGUCCGUGUCCUCUGCGGGUCUUCGUCCGUGUCCUCUGCGGGUCUUCGUCCGUGUCCUCUGCGGGUCUUCGUCCGUGUCCUCUGCGGGUCUUCGUCCGUCUCCUCUGCGGGUCUUCGUCCGUCUCCUCUGCGGGUCUUCGUCCGUCUCCUCUGCGGGUCUUCGUCCGUCUCCUCUGCGGGUCUUUGUCCGUCUCCUCUGCGGGUCUUUGUCUGUUUCCUCUUCUUCACUUGUCGGUCUUCCUUUCUUGCUUCUUGAGUGCUCCCUGAGUCCAUCUGUUUGUAUUAGUCUGUCCAUUUGACUUCCUGUCAGCCCGCGAGCAGGCUAUCUUUAUUAGUUCUUCAGCACGAGCGUUUCCUCCUUUGCGGGAAAAUAAGCGGCCUUGAGCAACGCUAGCCAACGAGAGGUUUGCGAGGGAUUUGGUACCAAUAAUGAGUACCAGACCCCAGCAAAUCUCUUUUUGACUCGUCUCCAAUCUCCCGCCGCGCUAAUAUUUAGGGCCUGCUAGCUCUCUUCUCUCUCUCUGUCUCUCUGUCUGUCGAUCUUCCUGUCUGCAUAGUGUGGUGCUCUCAACUUAAUUUUUAAUUUUUCCUUCGUUUAGGUUGGAAUGAGAGACCUUUCUCAGUUUUUGAAAAUGCGGCCGAUUAGAUUUUUUCAUCAGUUCAUCAACAUCAAACGUGAGUUCUUCUAAAACUUGCUGUACUGUAUUUCAGCCUUUGCAGUCAUUUGGAGGAAACGUACUGAGAACUUUUUUUGAUAUGGUUCUGUUUAUUAUUUUGAGUGAGGUGGUUCUAAUUUCCAGUUUGCUGAAAAACUCCAGCACCAGCGGUGCUUUUUUGGUGGUAACUUUUAUUGCGCCGUGAAAGGCGAUUUUUAAGUCUGUAAAUGAAACCCUGGUGUGUGAGAAUUCGUUUGAAAGCUAGAGAGCAGUACUUUCUGGUUGUAUUAUUUAUAAUAUUGUACUAGGUGUUGUGUACUUUAAGGGGUUAGGAUGAAACCUGUCUGUGUGAUCAUUCAAAAGAAAGCUUUCGUGAGUUAGUUUUUUAAUUUUUUUUUCUUCGAAAACGUGUAGGAAAACUUGUUUAUUUUUUCUUGUAGAACAUGUGACUCAUUACCUUGAUGCGACAUUCUACAACUUGACUACAGUGGCCCUUCAUGACUGGAGGACUUACGGUGAGAUGAGAAACCAAGCCAAACAGAAGUACGGCCUGGAAAUGACUGAAGCUCACCUGCCCAGCCAAACUCUUGAACAGGUGAUUACAGAGAAACAUCAAAGACCAAAUUCUACUCAAAGAAAAUUUGGUUUUAUCAACUUAGUUGAUGAUGUAAAUUGGCCACUGUAAAGAGUUUCUAAAGUUGACGUAUUCGUUCUUUCGUAUUCGUUCGUUCGUAUUCGUUUGUUGUUUGUUCGUCCUUUCGUUGGCACGUCGGAUGUCUUCGUUUGUGUGUUCGUUGUUGCGUUAGGUCGGUCGUUGAUCCAUCUGUCUAUCUUUCCUCCCUUCCUAUUGUUUUAUCCGUCCAUUCAUUCAUCUAUCAGUCUGUUUACUCGUUUAUCCAACACCCGAUCGAUAUAUCACUAGUCCAUUCACUCAUCUGUACAUUCAAGCUCUAAUGUUUUGUUUAGCCAUUUGGUUGAGAUGCCCUUAUCCCAUCAUCUUUUCCGUAGGGUCUGGACGUGUUGGAAAUCAUGCGGAACAUUCACGUGUUCGUUUCUCGAUAUCUUUACAACCUCAACAACCAGGUUAGGAAAUGUAUUUUUGUGCAAUUCUUGUCAACAAUCAAUGCUUUGAGAUGAUACCUGAAACCUUUGUCGUCGUUUUUUUGUUUCAGAUUUUUGUCGAGCUCGCAUCAAAUAAUAAACAUUUGAACACUAUAAAUAUCCGUCAUAUAGCCAACUCCAUUCGCACGCACGGCUCAGGGAUUAUGAACACAACCGUGAAUUUUACUUAUCAGUUUCUGCGCAAGAAAUUCUUCAUCUUUUCCCAGUUCUUGUACGACGAGCACAUCAAGGCAAGACUCAUCAAGGUACGUGAUGAUGAUGAUGUAGUGGGGAAGGGGGCAUUGGGAGGAGGGGAGGUUGGCUCCCCUCUAAACGAAACUUUUAGGGGGAACAGAUUCCAACUCCGCUCACGUUUCGGUACGGAAAUUAACAUCGCGAGAAACUGGCCUGGACGAGAGAUUUUGUUCCGUGAAUAUUUUAAAAUUCGUUUCAUUAAGACUGCUCCGGUCAAAAAGUAUUUUCUGUCAUAAGACCACAUACAACCACGUGCUGGAUUUUACUGAAAGCCAUUUUUGAAAAAUCCCCGUACGAUAGUUCUAUGCGAAGUCGCGAACAGGGCCGGUGAAAGCUGCGCCGCCCUGCGUUCGAUUUCGCGAGAUGCAAAGUGCAUAGGAAUGAGAAGAAGGGGAAAGAACUACGGUCGUAUGAAAAAAUGGUCAAUCACUGAGUUUGGUUGGACCAGACAGGAAAAUGUUUGGCUCGAGGUCAUGACGUGGGGACCGAGCAUAAUUAGCUGCUAUGAUAGUUCAUCUUAGAAAUUUCUUUGAACGAUUGCCCAGCUAUGAAAUGUCACAAAUCGAUUACGAUCACAGAGAACACUGUUAAGAUUGCACAGAGGUUUGCUAGUGCCGACGAACUAUGCAGAGGACAUUUUGGAAAAUUAGGGCAGAGGUGGGUGCUUAGCUUGGCGCUUUAGUCCCCCAUUUCCCCUUCCCCUACGUUUUAAAGCGCUCCACCACCUCUGUGAUAUCAUGCGAUAAAGCACACAGUGACCUACGCGCUUCUAUGGUCCGUUUAUAUUGACUUUGUUUACGUUCUAGGUUCUCGCUUACUAAGCAAGGGUCUUUAGCAAUAACCGUGGCUCAUGUUACCAUUCAACGCUUCUUUUUCAGGACAUUCGCUUCUUCAAAGAGACGAAGGAACAGUCGGAUCAAAAAUACCCGUUUGAACGAGCCGAGAAGUUCAACAAGGGAAUCAGGAAACUUGGUUUGACUCCUGAGGGUCAAACAUAUCUGGAUCAGUUCAGAACCCUGAUCAGCCAGAUUGGUAAAUUGUCAGCUCUGUUGGAACCUUAAAAAAUGCUGCGGCGAUGAAAAAUUCCUCGUCUCGUUGUCUCUUUCUUCUACGAGAAAUCGUCGUCAAAAAAGCGUUUCGUUUUUUAAUAUAAGGCGUCAGUGCUAAUUUGCUUCUCUAUGCGAUAUAUAUGCUACACCCAUGGUCAGAGAUUUUCAUCUAAUAGUGUUAAGCCUUUGUUUACUAAAAAAGCAAGCAAAAGAAAUAAUGUUUUCAGAUUUUUUGUUUCUUACUUUUUUAUAGGGAAUGCAAUGGGCUACGUUCGUAUGAUUCGCUCUGGAGGUCUCCAUUGCUGUAGUAAUGCAAUCAGGUAAAACAUUUCGUCUCAAUAUUUAUCUGUUGUAAUUUUUGCUAUUUUGAACUUAAGCUUCCCACUGCGUGCCUCGCAUUGGUGCAGUGUAUGCUUGGCUGUGAUCGUAUAUUCUGAUACUCACUGAGGGGCGUUUCUAUCGAGUUUCGAAGAACCAAAAUGAACCAAUCAGAACAAGAAGUGAAAGUAAGGUAACCGACUGAAUCACGAGAAAAUGCGGGCGCGGGGGUGGCGCGAGUUUUUUAAACCAAUCUUAGAGCGAAGUAUAAGAACAUCAGAAAAUCAAAAUUCUUUGCAGGCAAAAAUUUCCCUGUUCCUAGCAAUUCAUGGAAUCCUCUCCUGUACUGACAAGAAAUGGUGUUGAUUAUCUCCGUAGAUUCGUUCCUGAUCUCGAAGACAUUGUGUCUUUUGAGGAACUGGUGAAAGAAGAGAACCUUUCAGAAGAAUCACAACAGGCGUCCAAGUGAGUUUAAUAAGAAACUAAUACUGUUACCCUUUGAAAAGCAAAGGGCGCCAACGGGACGCUUUCCAAUCUGCUGAUCUGAGCAGUGUGGUGUACUUGUCACAAUGGUCUUGUGAAAUCAGAACUGGCUGGGCACGAACCCUAGUGGGACUCAGAUAUUUUUCAUUGACGCGUGUGUUAUUGGCGUCUCCGUGAUCACAUAAAUCAAGAUGGACUGAUUUCUCUUAUUUUUUUAAUUUCCUUGUUCACUCGUAGAUAUGCGAAUUGUAGGAACGAGUACUGUGGGGAUUCGAUAUACAAAUUUUGUGACGUUAGCCCGGCCCUAGAAAUUUAGCAAGAGUAUGCGUCUUAUCAAAGAUGGCGGACAAAUUGUUCAAUAUGGCGGAUCAAUUGGGGCAGACUUUUGUGGGAAUGACGGCUCGAUUCUAUUUCUUAGAAUCAUAGGAUCAUCGGCCUUUAGAACAAUCACUGUAAAUUUUAUUUAUAUUCUACAUAGAAUAUCUACGAGUUCUUUAUAGCGUCACUUUACAUGCAUGUAAGUCUGUUUUGGAUCGGAUUUCCUCCUUAGGGAAGGGUUUAAGAUUUCACACGAGCCCUUAAAUAGUGGUUCGUGAUUGUUUUGUGCGCGGUAAGGGCAGGCUUAGACGCCAAAGGAUUUAUGAAAAACUAAGUCCACCAAUCUCGCGGUUUGUGAGUCUCUAAAACGAAAGCAGACCUACUGCUCUUGUCGUGAACUUGGUGGUCAUUAGAUUAGUUAUUUGAUUUAUAGAUUGUUCUUGUUUUAGAAACCUGGAUGCUGCAAUUAACGACUUGGCCAAGAAUUUCGCUGGUGCGACAGAGUACUUCAAGGUAACUCACGAUUAGUUCCUCAUAGGAAAAGUAGUGCCUUCCCUCCUUUAUUCACAUCCCCCUUUAACCAGGUGUGUUUCCUUUACUUAUACUGACAGUGUAAUGUUUUUUUUCCUCGUUAGCUUCUCGUCGAUGUGUUCGCACCAGAAUUCAGGGACAGCAAAAACAUGCAUCUUAGAAACUUCUAUGUCAUCGUACCUCCUUUGGUAAGCUUGUUCCCUGGAGCUAAUUUUUGUUUCUUUUGUUUAUUUUCAAUCGAGUGUCAAUAAUAAAAGGAUUGUUUUUCCUUUGCUUUACUUCUUCUCGUGAUUGGUCCAGAAAUCUUGCGCCUUUUUCUCAACCAAUCAUAUUCAAAACUGAAACGAAUCGUGACUUGGUCACCCUCGUUUUCCCGCACUUUAGGCAAUUUGCCCGUUUUUACUUUGAGUUGCCAUUGGCUGCUCUUGACAUUUCCCUUUUGUCUGAUUGGCUGUUUUAAUAACUGUGAUUUUGGUUUUACCUCAUGCGACACGUGAAGCGUUCUAUUUACUUCCGAUGUGAUAGCACUAGAGUUUUCACUAUCUUCAAGUUAAACCAGUCUCGCAUUUUAUCCUUUGCAGACUCUGAACUUUGUGGAAUACAUGCUUAGUUGCAAGGAAAAGCUCACUAAGAAGAACAAAAUUGGAGCCUCUUUUACUGAUGAUGGCUUUGUAAUGGGUGAGUUUCACUGACGUAUUCGGUUUUUCCGACAUUGGUGAUUCUAACAGUAUGUAGAACACUUGCCAAAGCAAUUUCUCUGAUACAGAAUUGCUUUCAAUGAUUUUUCCUCUUUUUUUUCGCUCUGUGAUCGACCCAGAAAACUAGUGUCGUUCUCUCAGCCAAUCAGAUCCAAAACUGAAACCAGAAAUAGAGCUGUGGCUCGGUUGCCUUGGUGACGUCAUUGAGGCACAGGAGAUUCUGCCCUCCUAUGUAGGUACCUUUAACCACCCUCAUGAACAACCUACUAUCUCUUCCAGGGGUGGCGUAUAUCUUAAAGUUACUUGACCAGUACAAGGAGUUUGAUUCUCUUCACUGGUUCCAGUCGGUGCAGGAAAAAUACGAGAAAGAAAAGGUAAAUUAAAGUAUCUUCAAACAGUGGUUCGAAUUCAUAUUUAUUUUCGUUUUUUCCUCGUUUGCGAGAAGCCUGGUGCCUAGGGUUGAUAGGGAAGCUUGGUGGUUCGCGCAGAGGGUUCUGGGUUGAGGAGUCUAGGUUCCAGCCCUGCUUGGGUCACUGUGCUGUGAUCCUUGGUACGACACUGAACUCACCCAGUGCUUCUCUCUACCCAGGAGUACUCAGCUGUAAAUAGGUACCUGUAAACUGACCAAAUGUCUUUGGGGUGCAUUGGGUACUUGUGAUGUACUAGCAUUGCUUUCAACAUGUGCAUCAAUGCAUCUAUUCACAAGCUUGUUGUCUUAGUUGCGAGACAAGUCCUUCGUGAUAGCCAACCAUGAUAACCAUAACUAAUCACAGCAGAGCAUCAUGCUUUAUAAGAUCACGCAUGACCAGUCGACCUCAUCGCCUGAGGAGGACUAGCAGUAUGCAGUAGAAACGUCGCGAUCUACAUCACACGUGACUACAUCGUGAGACAAACGAAAAACUUAGCUUUUAUUGUUAUUCACCACGAUGAAUAACCACAACCUUUUUACGCUAACCAUGAUGUUUUGUGUUUGUUACGAAAAGUUGAUCCCGUAUAAUUGAACAAUUCUUGGUGCUUAUUAUUAGUGAUAAUUUUGCAACGUUAACUUAUAAUUGUGUAUGUCAUUUCUCUAAGGCUGAAGUGAAGGUUUCACUGAGCCGUGGGAGUGCGCGAGACGAGAAACUACAGCAAACCAUGAAUCUAACAUUGAAACGACUAAAUACUUAUCAACAGGUGAGUGUUGCUUGAGGAAACAUGAGCAGGUCGUGUAUAAAUUGUCGCUGCUUUGCAGCCCCAAACCCGGGACGAUUACCUGCAGGAUCUUUAUGUAGGGACACCUUAUAUGAACAUUAAGAUAAGCAGGCUGUUUAUGUGAAGGAUGGAGAAUGUAAUUUUCGCAGGUUAUUGGGGUUGGUCAAUUGUGGCGGGUCGCUCGCGCGAAAAUUUCACGGAAUGCUGGCAAAUUUUUGCCAACUGCUGGCCAACUACCUUCGGUAAUUUACCUGCGAUCAGAUCUAGUACAGUUGUUCGCUACCCACGACCGAAAAAGACUAUAGAAUCCCUUGAAGCUAGAAAAUUAAACCGUUAAAUCUCUGUACUCUAUUUUGCAGGAGUUUGAGCUUGUCUACUUCUCGCUGAACAGUGCAAGAAUCUUCUUCAGAGCAGACAAAACCGCCGACGAAGAAAAGGAGGAGAAAGAAAGCAAGGAGGCGUCCCCAGAAGGUAGAGAAACGUUAAUAUCAUAGAGCUCUGGGAAAGUGAAAAGUGAGGCUUCCAUCUCAACUGACUAAGAUACAAAAGAAACUGAUAGUCUUUGUCUCCGGCCCCUGUUGUACAACGCUCUUUAAAGGAUCCUCAACCAAGAAAUAACGUAAAUUGCUUUGCGCGUAAUAAUGUACGUUCUAAAUCUAAUUUUUUUUGUAUUUUCUCUUCCUAUAGGACCCCCCUCAAAUGAGGAAGCUGCGCCCCCCAGCCCCCCUGUCGACCCAACAGGAAGUUGAGUUGAGUUAGAGGCCCGAGGAAGUCACUUAAGAUCUAUCUCUGUGUGAUGAGGGAAAAAACUUUGUUAUUACUCUUUUUCGGAAUGACAAGGAAAGGAAAAAAAAUGUGCAGCAAGCGUAUUUUCCAGUGAGCCAGUACCAGGCCUUUGAUAAUGUCAAUAUAUAGAUUACGAGCAGUCCCUGCUUUUUGUACACUCCCAGAGUUCCGCGCGGCGCGCUAACAUAAAUUUUCUUUCAAGAUGAAACUACAUGAAAAAUAAGAUAAAAUACAAGAAAAUAGAUUUAGUGUAGCUUCUGGUACAGUGAAUUUUUGAAGUUUUAAUUUUAGUUGUCCAUUCGUCAAUUUGAAUGAAACUAAGUGAAGAUAAAAGACAUCCCAGACCACGAAAAACGAUUUUUGAGUUUUCGCGUUUUUACAUUGUCCCUAAAUGAACAAAGGUAGGUACAGGUGAACUAUAUGAAAAAUCGUAUUAAAUAGUUUUUAUUGCAAUAGAAAAUACUUUUUUUCUGUAAUUUUUUUUUCUGUUAAUUUGUGAAAUAAAAAGCAGGAAUGAUGUGAUUAACUUAGCACAUUGAUCUAUCCGAAUGAUUGUAGAAAUCCCG
Messenger RNA from Pocillopora meandrina, 22313 nucleotides. NCBI's taxonomy places the organism in Eukaryota, Metazoa, Cnidaria, Anthozoa, Scleractinia, Pocilloporidae. The record is from the annotation of a GenBank genome assembly.